Candoia aspera is the source of this 2006-nucleotide messenger RNA. RefSeq names its product nuclear receptor subfamily 5 group A member 1 (gene NR5A1). Gene Ontology annotation, cellular component: RNA polymerase II transcription regulator complex. The record is from RefSeq and is a predicted model, not a curated record. Gene Ontology annotation, molecular function: nuclear receptor activity; zinc ion binding; RNA polymerase II cis-regulatory region sequence-specific DNA binding. The transcript has 6 exons. NCBI's taxonomy places the organism in Eukaryota, Metazoa, Chordata, Lepidosauria, Squamata, Candoiidae. Gene Ontology annotation, biological process: regulation of transcription by RNA polymerase II; hormone-mediated signaling pathway; tissue development. Bases 216 to 1688 code for a protein of 490 amino acids.
GCGCAGCGGCGCACACGUCCCCGCGGCUAUAAAGGCGGCCGCUGCCCGUUGCCCAACUCCCGUGUCCGCCGCUCGCCGGGGCUGUUGCCGCCCUCGGCUCCCGCACCGCCCGCCCGCCCGCCGCGCCCCCCCUUUCCCUCCUCCCUCUCCCCCUCCCCGGGGGAGCUCCCAGGCGCUGCCCGGCUCUUCUCCUCCCCGCAGGCCCGGCGAAGGUGAUGGAUUAUUCCUACGACGAAGACCUGGACGAACUGUGUCCCGUCUGCGGGGAUAAAGUCUCCGGAUACCACUACGGGCUUCUCACCUGCGAAAGUUGCAAGGGCUUCUUCAAGAGGACGGUGCAGAACAACAAGCACUACACGUGUACCGAGAGCCAGAGCUGCAAGAUCGACAAGACGCAGCGGAAGAGGUGCCCUUACUGCCGCUUUCAGAAGUGCCUGGCCGUGGGAAUGCGGCUGGAAGCCGUGCGCGCCGACCGGAUGCGCGGGGGGAGGAACAAGUUCGGGCCGAUGUACAAGCGGGACCGGGCGCUGAAGCAGCAGAAGAAGGCGCUGAUCCGCGCCAACGGCUUCAAGCUGGAGACGGCCCCGGCGGCGCCCCCGCCGCCCCCCAUCGUCUCGCCGGUGCAGGCGGCGGACUACGGUGGCCUGCCGCCCUCCCUGCACGGCCUGACCCACCACCAGCACCCCGCCGGCGCCGCCAAGGGGCUGCCGCCUCCCAGCGCCGCUGCCAUGACGCCCGUCGACUACGAACGCAGCCCCUACGGGACGCCCGCCCUGGCCGGGCCGGGGCCGGCGGGGCCCGGGCCGCUUUCCGGCUACCACUACCCGCCCUUCGCCAGCCGGGCCAUCAAGUCCGAGUUUCCGGAGCCCUACGCCGCCCACCCUCACGAGGCCGCCCCGGCGUACCCGUUCCCGGAGGCCUACCCCGCCGGCGGCGGCGGCGGGUCCCCCGCGACGGCGCUGGACGUGCCCGAGGUGAUUCUGAAGCUGCUGCAGCUGGAGCCGGACGAGGCGCAGCUAAAGGGCCGCAUCCUGGCUUGCCUGCAGCAGGAGCAGGGCAAAGGACGCCCCGAGAAGCUGAGCGCCUUCGGCCUCCUGUGCAGGAUGGCGGACCAGACGCUCUUCGCCAUCGUCGAGUGGGCGCGCAGCUGCAUCUUCUUCAAGGAGCUGGAGGUGGGGGACCAGAUGAAGCUGCUGCAGAAUUGCUGGAGCGAGCUGCUGGUGUUUGACCACAUCUUCCGCCAAGUCCAGUAUGGGAAGGAGCACAGCAUGGUGCUUGUGACAGGCCAGGAGGUGGACAUGUCGACUGUGGCCACCCAGGCAGGAUCCAUCCUGAACAAUUUGGUGCUGAGGGCCCAGGAGCUGGUGCUGAACCUGCACUCACUCCAAGUGGAUCGGCAAGAAUUUGUCUGCUUGAAGUUCCUGAUUCUCUUUAGCCUUGAUGUGAAGUACGUGGAAAAUUCCAGCCUUGUGAAGGAUGCCCAGGAAAAAGCCAAUGCGGCCCUGCUGGAGUACACCAUCUGCCAUUACCCCCAUGCCACGGACAAAUUCCGGCAGCUGCUGAUCCAGCUGGCUGACAUCCGGGCCCUCAGCAUGCAGGCCGAAGAGUACCUGUACCACAAGCACCUGAGCGGGGAGGUGCCUUGCAACAACCUGCUGAUCGAGAUGUUGCAUGCCAAGCGGACUUGAGUGGCCCCUCUGCCCCAAGGCAUGUGACGGAUGCUGGAGAGGCCGGGGCAGUGGGGGAGAGUAGGGCCGGGUGGGGUUUUGGCAAGCUGGGUGAGCCCUCCGUGCACCUCCAUGCUUGACCUGCGUCCUUCCACGGCCCCAGCGUGCUCGAAUUUGGCCAGUUCCGCCAAGGGGACCUCUGUCCACAUCAAAAGAGGGAGAUGGGGGUGGUGGUGGUGUUUUGGGCAGCUGAAAGAGCAGUGCUCAACUCUGCAGGGCAGCUCCUGGAGACCAUUUGGAGGCUGAAUCCGGCAGCAUUCUGGGCGGGUGAGACCCCAA